Molecule: messenger RNA, 2329 nt
Organism: Dermochelys coriacea (leatherback sea turtle)
Lineage: Eukaryota; Metazoa; Chordata; Testudines; Dermochelyidae
Product: sialoadhesin-like
Exons: 3
Coding region: 1040-1591 (183 amino acids)
Source: RefSeq, a predicted model, not a curated record
CAUAUAGGGGAGACCAUGCUAGACUGAUCAACUCUUCAGAGAGGGAGCAUGGUGUUUGGGGUAGAAUUAGGGGCUGGGAGCCAGGACUCCUGGGUUCUAUCUCAGCUCUGGGAGCAGAGUGGGGGCUAGUGGGAUAAAGGCGGGGCAGUUGGGAGCCAGGACUGCUGGGUUCUAGUCCCAGAUCUGCAAAGGGAAAUUUAUUUUCAGCCACACCUGGGCCCUCACACCCUUGCUGGCCUGUUGCACCAUGACCCAGAGCGAACGUUCUCAGAACGGUUGGGUAACAUCAGACACUGGCUCUGCCCAGGUUCUGGUCACAGAUACAUGCAGAGACGGGUUCCCAAUAAACAAUCCAGUUAUCAGAGAGGAAGCAGCAGUGGAAGCUCUAGGGGGUGCAGAGCUGCAGGAUGGUCCAGGGGGGCUGAGUAGGAGGAGCUCUCCCCUCACAGUCAGGGCUGGUCCCAAUGCCCAACGGUGGCGCUAGGUGGGGCUGUGCUGCAAGGAUGGGGGCUCUGUAGUGGGUGCUCUCCGCUCACAGUCAGGGCUGAUCUCUGCUUCUGGGGCUUUGCUGUUCCCAGCUGAGAAACUGAACCCUGACCCUGCCCCCUUGUGCCUGUGCUACCCUUCCCCCACCUGGCUCUAUCCCAAGGGGUCAGAAUAUCCCCCUUGGGUCCCUGCCACACCCCAAAACGGUUUGUUCCGUUCCACCUCCCUGGCUCUCCCUGCGCAUGUCAGCUCCACAUAGGAACCGUCCUCCGGUCCUGCCCUGAAACUGCCCUCUGCGUUGCUGUGAGCUGCCAAACAGCUGCGUGUCCCUCCCCAGAGGUGGCUGCAUUUCAACCCUGAGGCUGUGAGCCCUGCACACACGGCCCGCAAAACACACUGGGAUGGAAAUGCAACCAGUCCUUGCUCCGUCAGGCCAAUCUCCGAGCUUUACUCCCUUCUGGUUAGGAAAUUCUUUUACGAAGGGCCUUAGGUGUAAAAUACCUGAUCACGCGGCCGAUCCCCCGGCCGGCUGAGCGCUCUGCGCUGGACGGAGAUGGCCUUGGUGCUGAUCCCUGCCUUUUGCCUUCUGAGCGGCGCCUACGCCCAGGAGUGGGGCGUGACACUCGCACCAGGGCCCCUCGCUGGAGGGACCGGCUCCUGUGUGACCAUCCCCUGCUCCUUCACCUACCCCGAAGGGUCGAUCAUCUGGGCCGUGAGCUGGAUACGGGACGGGGAUCAAAUUGUGUAUCACUGGAACGAUGCUCAUGUCCACGCUGCCUACAAGGGGCGCACCCACUAUCUGGGGGACCUGCAGCACAACUGCUCCCUGCGGGUGUCAGGGCUGCGCCCCAACGAUCAGGGCAUCUACCACUUCCAGUUCGAAGUAAUAGGCCCUGUCAGGAAUGAGGGAUGGAUAAGUCUGUUAGGACAGCGGCUUAAUGUCUACGGUAACCAACUUCUGUCCAGCAACCCCGGGUCACUCACGCUUGCUACACACGAGUGCGCACACACAGAGCAGGGCUCGUCACACACACACAAACCAUUUCUGCCUUGCUCUGAAAUCCAAGUGGGAGCCAAGAAAACUGGGUUCUCUCCCCAGCUCUAGGGGAAGCGGGGGGAGUGGUUAGCGCAGGAGGAACUUGUGGGUCAGACUCCAAGGCUGUUGUCAGAUCCGUGUCCCCAUCACUCUGUCUAACCCUUGGCCUGUGCUGAAGAUUUGCUGAGACUGACCCUGUAGCCAGCGUAAUGCAGCAGGCGUGAGGGGCUCUCGAGUGGAGCCUAUAGUGGGACUGGCACCCUGCAGGACCCCCCCCCCAAAACAGCGGGAGCGGGUAAAAUGUGCUUUGUUGUGGGUGGCAAACAAACAGGUUGCGUUAAUUGACUGGAAAACACUAAAUCUCAUAAAUGUACCAAGAGUCGCCUACUGGGGAAAUUGCUAAAUAUUUUGUUUCAGCUUCUCUUUCCUCUCCAUGUUUAUCUCCCUCGCUCCAAACCUGGAGAAAUGCACUCGCCCAAGUCAGGUCAGUCUGGUUCUGUGAUAACAGGAGUUGAAGUGUGUUUGUACCUGGUUCAAGCAAGAUUUGUUUUAUUCUUUCAGUGGUAAAAAUUGUCUCUGAAUUCCGUUGGUACAGAUCAGAUCUUCAUCCAGCGGUUUCUGUCUGUUGGUUGGUUGGUUUCAGCAGCCUGGGGGAAUCUGUCUCUCUUGCGGGAUUUGCGGGAUCUAAGGUUGUUGUGGCUGGAAGGGGGAUGAAAAUACAAACACCAAAGCAGGGAAAUUGAGUAACAGGAACAGGACAGAAUUAAAAACAAUCCUACUUAGGUCUCUAGUCUGAGACCUGAUGUG